GGGCAAGUCAUCCGAUUGGUUGUCGAUACUCGGGGCGUGAAGGUUUCGAGCAAGCGCAACUCAUUCACUCCGGUUGUUGCACUCGUAGAGCUCCUUGAAUUUUCAAUAAUGGAAAGAAAAAUGUUUUCCUUACUUCCUAGUGUUUUUAAACUAGUUAUCGCGAUGCGGUCAAUGAAAUAACGUUUGUCCAUUACUCCGGGUCGCGGUCUUUGAAAAUGUGCAAAAUCGACUUUAGUUUUUGAGACUAUUUUCUCACAGUCUCCAUAAUCAUGGAAAAGUUGCAACUCCUUACAUUGUGAAAUUAAACGCCCUUCAUUUGCCGGCCAGUCAUGGACGACAAAAGAGUUCCGCCCCGGUUCGGCGGUUCCAAAGUGUCCGAAAUAGCCAACAUUUUCCAAAACCGAGUGCCAAAUCAGAAAGAAGAAACCUUAAUCGUGCCUCUGAAAAAACCUCAAAAGAACAGCAACUCGCAAGAGAAAAUCGACGCCGAAUCGGCCUCGGUCACAGUAAUGAGAACCGAGUCUCACGUAACCAGAUUCAACAACGCGAGAGCGAUGUUCGAAAAGCUGGGAUGCGAAGACCAAAAGCCAGGCGCCAAAGCGGUACCGCUACAAAGCACAAAAAGCGCUUCAAAUAUCAUGGAUAGAUCGAGAAGUAGCUCAGCUAAUAGCGAAACCAGAGAAACAAAAUCGCAAACAUCUAGAUCGCCUUCGCCGGUUCGGUACUCGCAAGAUUUCAGCAACAGCGUUCCAGAACUGAAGUCAAACGGCAUCAAAAACGGCAGCGAUAUUGUUAAGACAAACGGUCAGGAUGCCAGGCCGGCUUUGAUGAAAAAACCGGAAAAGCCAGAAAAGCCCGAGAGGAAAUUCAACAGCAAGGAAUUGAUAGAAAGGCAGAAAAACUGGACGUCGCAUUUUUCGAAAAAUCGCGGGUCGAGGUACAACAGCGACCCUAACAAAUUUGAAGUCAAGCUAGCUGUCAACAAUCGGACGGAUUCGGUGCAGGAACCUUCGGUGAAUCCCAGAGGUGGUUCUGUCGCAACUAGAAGUGCUUCGUUUAAUAAUAAUUCCAGGAUAAUUAGUCCGCCGACAUCGCCACCUCCAGAUCCGCCAAUCAGGACCGAAGCUUCGCGUCGUGUCUUAAUUAAAAAAGAUCGUCCAGUGUCUUGCAGCGUCUUACCAACAACUCCUUCAAGCGUAGCUAAAUACGAUUCUUCUCCCAAUAAUGAUUUUGUCCAAAUCCUUUCAAAAGCCUCACAUGAAGUAACUCCUCACCAGGAGAAAAAAGAUAUCGUGCCCAAAUGUUUGUUUAAAGAGGAGAAAAAUGAUGUUUUAUUGCCUCCUAGUGUAGCUAAAUCUCCUUUGGAGGUUAGCAGGGAAAAUCUAUCAGCUACAUCUGGCAGUUUGUCUUCACUUAGUCCACCUAGUAGUCCAAGUAAAUUGAAAUCUGAGCAAGAGAAGCAAGAGGAGGAAAGCAAUGAGAAGUCACAUAUUAAUAUGAGUGACAACGACAACAACAAAGAGAUUAAGACUGACGACCUCCAAGCUGUGCCAAGACGAACUAAAGUGUCUAGCAUUUCCCUAAACAUUCCGCCUGCCGGUUUGGGUAGCAGACCGUCUUCGAUUAUCACCACUUCUGACGAAGGCGGCUUCAAUGAACCGUCGCCGAAAAUCGAAGCCAGGCUAAAACCUCACGAGGAAAGCCUCUACGAUUUUCCUGUCAACGAAGACAUCCCGGUCGAGUUUGCGGACAACUCUCCCGAGGAUGUAAAUGAGUAUUCUGAAGGCGAAGUCAUUGAGGAAAACCCAGUGAAACUAACGCAAGCUGAAAUUGAAGCUUUAUACGCUGUUCCUAAUAAAAAUAAGAAUGUUAUAAACAUGCCUUCGGAAGAAAGACAGUAUUCAGUUCCUGAACGCAAAACUUUAGACUUUGACAAGUCCUUGUCGCCGACAGACUCGGACGCUGGCUACGCAGUUCCUUACAGAUCUCCUAGUAUGUACCAUCAAAAAUCCGUAACUUCAACAGACUCAGAUGCUUCACAAGUCACAGUGAUUCCAGCACAAAAAUCUGACAUAAUGUACCAGAACCAAACUCCGGUAAUAAACUCCGUAUUAUCAGAAUUGGAAAGUUUUGAAGCGAGCAGCGAGUAUUUUUUGAAUAAGGAACGCGAAAAUAGCGAUUCGAGGCCCGAACCGUUUAUUAUAUGCAGGGAAGUGUUGCAGACUGAAAAACUGGCCAGCACUCCUGAAAAUAGACGUUCCGAAGCGAAUAUUUUGGACUCCAACGAUGUAGAAUUUGCCGAUGCUAGCGACACAGAAGAGAAAUUGGACUCAAUGACACCGGACGAAGCUGAAAAUCUUCUUAGCGCAAAAAUUCUGGAGAAAAAAAUUAGGCCUGAUCUACUUUCGGACGAAGAAGCCCAAGAAGUCACUCGCCUAUUACAUCAAAAACUCAACAAAUACACCAACUCCAUAACUGCAUCAGUAUACGAUUCAUCAGGUCCAGUUUCCUUAAAUGACAGCUUGGGCCCGCCAUCUUUGCAAGAAGAAUCAGAGUCUUUUAAUGUUAAAAAGAUGGAUAUCGAACCUUUAUCUCAGUACUACGAGUCCACUUCCAGCUUGGACACAUCCACUCAGGACGAGGAAGAAUUUUUGAAUCAUUCCAAAUUUGAUGCCAGUGUUUCGGCUUCAGAUUCUGGCCUGAUCGAUUCAGUUACCAGUAUGUCUGAAACAAACAAUCUUGAAACUAUAAGUGAAGAUGUCACGGACUUUGUUGCCAAACCUGUUCCUAUAGUAGGAGUGGAACAUGGAGUUCACUAUUACGAAGACGGACAUUUUUGGAUGGAAGUCCCCGGUUUGCCUCCAGAAGAAGAAGACGACGAUUUGGAAUAUCCAAUUUACGUUCCCAAGCCUACCAAAGUAGUAUUCUCGGUUGACCCUAUUAGAGUAUUUUCAACGUUUAGUAUAUCAGAUUAUGACAGAAGAAACGAGGACGUGGAUCCAGUGGCAGCUUCAGCAGAAUACGAAUUGGAAAAGCGAGUGGAAAAAAUGGAAGUGUUUCAUGUGGAGCUUAUUAAAGGGCCUGAGGGUUUGGGCUUGAGUAUAAUUGGCAUGGGAGUGGGAGCUGACGCGGGCUUGGAAAAAUUAGGGAUUUUCGUUAAAACUAUUACAGCUAAUGGGGCGGCUGCCAAAGAUGGCCGCAUCAAAGUCAAUGAUCAGAUUAUCGAGGUGGAUGGUAAAAGUCUUGUAGGUGUUACACAAGCUUAUGCUGCUAGUGUUCUUAGGAAUACUUCAGGAUUGGUUAAAUUUAGCAUAGGCAGAGAACGCGAUCCGGAAAACAGUGAAGUUGCCCAACUUAUUCGUCAAUCUUUACAAGCUGAUAAAGAACGCGAGGAACGGAGGCAAAGGAUGUUUGAAGAACAACAACAAAGUGAUGCUAGUACAGUUCAACUUACAGGUAAUUUAAAAUCAUAAUAUACAGGGUGGUUGAUUUUCGAUAGUUUGAUAGGGUACAGCC
Messenger RNA from Ceutorhynchus assimilis (cabbage seed weevil), 3516 nucleotides. The record is from the annotation of a GenBank genome assembly. Lineage: Eukaryota; Metazoa; Arthropoda; Insecta; Coleoptera; Curculionidae.